This is a messenger RNA of Merops nubicus (carmine bee-eater), 1290 nucleotides long. RefSeq names its product GDNF family receptor alpha-4-like. The transcript is spliced from 7 exons. NCBI's taxonomy places the organism in Eukaryota, Metazoa, Chordata, Aves, Coraciiformes, Meropidae. The annotation marks the transcript as partial. Gene Ontology annotation, cellular component: external side of plasma membrane; signaling receptor complex. The record is from RefSeq and is a predicted model, not a curated record. Gene Ontology annotation, biological process: nervous system development. Gene Ontology annotation, molecular function: signaling receptor activity.
GAGAGCUCCUGUCUCCACCAAGGAGUGACUGCCUAGCAGCGGAACAGCUCUGCCUCUCGGACUCCACCUGCAAUGCCACCUACAGGGCCCUGGAACACUGUGCCCUGGCUAAGGCUCGCCUCCUCCCGCUGGAUCCUGACAGCAGGGUCAGGUGCCUGCGCGCAGAGCUGGACCUGGGAAACAGCUCUUUGCUGCACUGCAGGUGCCACCGGCGCAUGAGGAGACAGGAGCACUGCCUGCGCAUCUUCUGGACCGUCCACUCCGGCCUGGCAGAUGGUUAUUUCAAUUUGGAGACCUCUCCGUAUGAGAAUCCAGCAAACAAAGAACAUUGGAAGACAGAUUAUAAUAAGCUGGCAGCUCUGUUAUCAGGUUCACAGUUAGCAGGAGAUGCAACAAAUUCAUGCCUGAAAGCAACUCAUGUCUGUAACCUCAGCAAGAAGUGCGUUCGCCUGCGCACAGACUACGCCUCUACCUGCACCAGGGGAGCAGGAGGUGAGGACACGUGUGACCGUCGCAAAUGCCACAGAGGCCUAAGGAAUUUCUUUGAGAAAGUGCCUGAGGAUUUCACCAAGAGGAUCCUAUUCUGCCCGUGUCAAGAUGAAUUUUGUGGAGAACGACGCCGGAAAACUAUUGUUCCUGAUUGCUCCUUCCAGUAUAAUACCAAACCAAAUUGCCUCUGGCUUCUGGAUUCCUGCUUAGAAGACCAUAUCUGCAAAUCCCGACUGGCUGACUUCCAGCAAAACUGUCAACCUGCAGACACGUCUCCAGAUGGUUGCUCUCAGCACAACCACGCUGCAUGCCUGCAGGCCUACAUGGGGAUGAUUGGCACGCCCAUGACACCCAACUACAUCAGUAACUCCAGUGUGGACGUCUCCUUGUGGUGUACAUGUGAGAGCAGCGGCAACCAGAAGGAGAAGUGUGACCAGAUAAUUGGCAUGUUUGAGAGCAACAAAUGCCUUGAAAAUACCAUUUGGGCUGAAAUGCACCUGAAGCAGACAGCUGUAGAGAGACAGGAAGACUUACUUUACUCAUCCUCCCUGAGCUUCCAAGGAGACAGUGCCAGCACCUCUCUUGCUUCAGAGAUGUCCCAGGUGGCUGAAGGGAAGACACAGCAAGACAUCUCCAAACACAGCAGUAUGCCUAUGGCCUCCUCUGUAUAUUCUGGAGCUGCUAUUUCUUGGCCGUCUCUGGUUCUGUUCCUGCCCCUGUUGCUGAGUCCACACUAACCUGGCAUAAAUGGCAUCUUUCCUUCCCGUAUUAUUAAUCUUAUUCCAUAUCCAGGCACCUCUC